This is a messenger RNA of Salmo salar (Atlantic salmon), 3638 nucleotides long. The record is from RefSeq and is a predicted model, not a curated record. NCBI's taxonomy places the organism in Eukaryota, Metazoa, Chordata, Actinopteri, Salmoniformes, Salmonidae.
GGUAUGUGGACAUUGGGCUGAUUCCAGAGGGGGCUCGGGACAUUCGCAUCGAGGAGGUGGCUGAGGCUGGGAAUUUCUUGGCUCUCCGGAGUGACGACCCCGGCAAGUACUUCCUGAAUGGCGGUUGGACUAUCCAAUGGAAUGGGGAAUACAAGGCAGCGGGGACGGUGUUCACCUAUGAGAGGACAGGCCAACUGGAGAACUUGACCUCCCCUGGACCAACCCUAGAGCCAGUGUGGAUACAGCUACUCUUCCAGGAGACCAACCCAGGGGUGCGCUAUGAGUACACCAUCCAUAGAGAGACUCUUCUGGACUCAGACAAUGAUAUCCCUAACCCCGGUUUCUUCUGGAAGUAUGGCUCAUGGACUGAGUGCAGUGCCACCUGCGGGACAGGUGUCCAGCGACAGAUUGUUCACUGUGUGGAGAGGACCUCUGGGAUAGUAGAAGAGGGCUACUGUGACCCGUCGACCCGUCCUGACGAUAAACGAGCCAGCUGCAAUGAGGAGCUUUGCCCAGCCAUAUGGUGGGUGGGCGAGUGGCAGAAGUGCUCGGCCACGUGCGGUGAGAAGGGCUUGGCCAAGAGGACGGUGCUGUGCAUCCAGGCCGUGGGUCUGGAGGAGAACAGAGCCCUGCAGCCCUCUGAAUGUCACCACAUGCCCAGGCCUGAGUCAGCGGCGCCCUGUAACGCUCAUGUCCCCUGCCCCGCGGACUGGUCGACAGGCAACUGGUCAGAGUGCUCGCUGACGUGUGGCGGUGGUGUGCGGAGCCGUAAGGUUGUCUGUUCCAGAAACACAGGGGUAGACUGUGACCCCCGAAAGAAUCCUAGUUCCCUUACUCCAUGCUACCUCCAGGACUGUCCUCAAAUCAUCGACGUCUUCGGUGGCAGCAACGACUGGUCUGGCAGUGGCUCGUCCAGCAAGGAAAUCAACGAAAUCAACUCCAUCCCUGACUCCAACCCCCUGCCCAAACACAGUACGACUAGAACUCAGCCAAGGGCCCCUAACAAUCUGAAUAACAUCAUCCCCCACCCGAAUCACAUUGACAAGACUACUGACAACUCAGCCAAAAACAAUGUACCGGUGGACGAUUUUUACUACGACUACAACUUCAUCAAAUUCCACGAGGACAUUUCCUAUGACUUUGGCUUGGGGAACAACGGUAAAGACUUGGUGGGUGAUCUUGGACUAGAUCCACAACAGGAGCCUAAACCAAGCUCUAGUGCAGAAGAACAUGUUUACAGAGAAACUACAACAGAUCCUCCCACAGCUACCUCACCCAUUUCUACCACUUUUAAGACGACUCCUUUCAUUAGGGAAGUUGAGGAACCACAAGACCCUAACCUGGACAAUGUAGAGGUUGAUGGAAGACCACAGACGGCGAAGCCCAAUGAAGUAGAGCGAGAGGAGGAGGAUGUACUCCUUUCAGAGGACUAUUUUCUACCUGUUUCCACCACACCCUCAGCACCAGUUAUAGAGACCAGGUUUUCACAAAGCUGGAAAGGAACAAACGGUAAUUUUGGUUGGCCUCAUUACCUCAGCUCAGCAGCCAGCCCGGUGUCCACUAGCAUGGGGACCACUGACAACACACAUGGGCCCCAGAGUGAAGAAAAGGAUGAUGAAAACACUGACAUUUAUGUCCAUUUUGAUGUGGAAGACGGCAAUGUUGGUACAACCAUCGAAUGUACCACCACUUCCCCUGUCAGCCAUGACUAUGAAGAUGGCACCGUACCCACAACAAUGGUAGAAAAGGUGAAAGAAGUGGGUGUUUUGGACUACAAUUCCCACCAGGAGACUGCAAUUGGACUACAAUCCCCUGGCUACCAAGAUGAAACGGAGAGCCCGGUUCCACCCCUGGAUCCACCUUCCCCAGGCCCUGUGUUUGAGUUUGAAACAUACGAGGACAGCUUUUUCACCACAACCCUGUCCCAAUGGGAGGCAACCACUUCUCUUCCAUACGCGCCACCAGCCCCAGACUCCACUGAGGAUUACAAUGGCGUUUCCCCUGGUGAACCAGACUUUGAUCAGCAGGACUUUGAAAUUGGGCCCAAAGCUGAUAGCGAAGUCAAUUUAGGGGUCACCGACAGUGACUUCACCGUGACCUCACGUCCUGUGUCUCAGGAGCCACAUCUUCCACCCUCUCCUCCCCCACCUCUUUCCCAUUCACUCUCAGGAAACCAGGAGAACAUCAAACACAGCACAUCAACAACUGGAAGUGACUCCUCUCCUCCUACUUAUCUGGAAGGAGACCCUCAGUCUCCACCUGGAAGUGACUCCCCUCCUUCCACUCAUCUGGAAGGAGACCCUCAGUCUCCACCUGGAAGUGACUCCCCUCCUUCCACUCAUCUGGAAGGAGACCCUCAGUCUCCACCUCCGUCAAUGUUAGCAGAGACAGAGCCAGCCACAGCCCAGUUAGAGACAGACAUUUCAGCACAGUCCUCCACGACUGGGCCAACUCCAUCUAAAGGGGCCAAUGCGGGCCCUCCAGUCCCCUCCCCAUACGGGUGGUCAGAGAUUGACUAUAAUGAGAUCCUCAUCCCCCCCAUGCUGAGAUCCAGGGGCAUGGACCCUCCCCUCACAUACCAGCCCCCAGUGGAUGUCACCACAACCACUCCCCAGGAUGGCACGAAACCCAUGCCCCUCACCCAGUCUGAGCCAGCCGUGUCCCCUAGCAAUUCCCCUGAGCCCGCCGUGUCCCCCACCCAUUCCCCUGAGCCAGCCGUGCCCCCCACCCAUUCCCCUGAGCCCGCCGUGCCCCCCACCCAUUCCCCUGAGCCAGCCGUGUCCCCCACCCAUUCCCCUGAGCCAGCCGUGCCCCCCACCCAUUCCCCUGAGCCCGCCGUGCCCCCCACCCAUUCCCCUGAGCCAGCCGUGCCCCCACCCAUUCCCCUGAGCCAGCCCCGUGCCCCCACCUAUUCCCCUGAGCCAGCCGUGCCCCCCACCCAUUCCCCUGAGCCAGCCGUGCCCCCCACCCAUUCCCUUGAGCCAGCCGUGCCCCCACCCAUUCCCCUGAGCCAGCCGUGCCCCCCACCCAUUCCCCUGAUCCAGCCCCAUGCCCACUCUGCCAACCCAUUCUCCCACCACACUCUGGUGGACACCAGAGCCAACCCCAGUGCCAAGCCAAGCUCAACUCCACCUUCCUUCUGGAGAGCCGGCAACUGGAGCGCAUGUUCUACUAGCUGUGGUCUGGGGGCCAUCUGGAGGCUGGUGGUCUGCAGCACGGGACUGGAGUCUGACUGUGACCUGACCAAGAGGCCUGUGCCGGCCCGGCGCUGCUACCUCCGACCCUGCUCCUCCUGGAGGAUAGGAAACUGGACCAAGUGUUCCAAGAACUGUGGUGGUGGGGUGACCCUGCGUGAGAUCCAGUGCUUUGACACCAGGGACCAGAGGCCUUUGCGGCCCUUCCACUGUCAGACCGUGUCUACCCGGCCAGUGUCCCGCAUGCCCUGCCUACCCCAGCCCUGCCUGGACUGGUACUCUUCUUCCUGGGGACAGUGCUCUGAGGUGUGUGGGGAGGGGAGCAGCGAGCGUCUGGUUACCUGUCCAGAAGAGGAUCGCUGUGACGAGGACCAUCAGCCCAGCAACAUCCAGACCUGUAACAGCCAACCCUGUACCCAAUGGGUCACUGGCUCCUGGGGACAG